Messenger RNA from Trematomus bernacchii (emerald rockcod), 1490 nucleotides. RefSeq names its product histone deacetylase 12 (gene hdac12). NCBI's taxonomy places the organism in Eukaryota, Metazoa, Chordata, Actinopteri, Perciformes, Nototheniidae. Gene Ontology annotation, molecular function: histone deacetylase activity. Bases 131 to 1171 code for a protein of 346 amino acids. The transcript has 8 exons. The record is from RefSeq and is a predicted model, not a curated record.
ACAUCCGUCAACAACACACAGGACACCUUCAGCACGUUUGUAGCUUGUUUCAUAACACCAAACCGCACAACACUUCCCUGACCUAUGUUAGCGAGUUAUUUAUAUAUAGUUUUUAACGCGAGUCAGAGAAAUGAUGUGCAUUAAACAGAUAUUUUCGCGAACACAUCGCUUAAAAGUCGGACAAGUGCUCGGUGCAGCUUUCACUUCCAGCAGAUGUUUUCAUGGUGAACAACAAGUAUCACGUGAAUCCAGCGCACUUCCCAUCAUUCAUCACAGCAGGUAUGUGUGCGACCUCCCUCCCAACCACAGGUUUCCUAUGGGCAAGUUUCCCCGCGUGCUGCACUUCUUAAUCAAAGAUCAGGUGAUCACAGAGGAACAGGUGUGGGUCCCUGAAAUUGCCUCUAAAGAAUUACUCAGCUGUGUGCACACUGAGGAAUACUUAAACGACUUCUUUAAUGGGAAAAUCAAUGAGCAGGAACAGAGGAGGACAGGUUUCCCCUGGAGUGAAGGCAUAGUGAGGCGCUGUCGAUAUGAGACAGGUGGGACUGUUCUGGCUGCUGAGGUAGCUCUGCAGAGGGGUCUGGCCUGCAGCACAGCAGGAGGAACACAUCAUGCCUUCCCAAGCUACGGUUCAGGGUAUUGUCUCCUCAACGACUUGGCAGUUGCCGCCAAAUACCUGAUGGGUGUCUCCUCGCACAAAAGGAAGAUUCUGAUCGUGGAUCUAGACGUGCAUCAGGGUGACGGCACUGCUUUCAUUUUUAAAGAGGAGCCGUGUGUGUUUACAUUCUCAGUGCAUUGUGGGAAAAACUUCCCCCUCCGUAAACAACAGAGUGACCUAGAUAUCAGCUUGGAUGAUGGGAUGGAAGACAAGGAGUACCUCUCCACAGUGGAGACCCACCUCCCCUUGCUGCUGGAGACCUUCCGCCCGGACCUGGUUCUGUAUGACGCCGGUGUCGACCCUCACUGGGAGGAUGAGCUCGGGCGGCUGCGUCUCACUGACCAAGGGCUGUAUCAGAGAGAUCUGUACGUGAUGAAGACUGUGGUGAGCAGAGGUGUUCCCGUCGCUGCCGUUAUCGGAGGAGGAUACUCGAGAGACGACGACAAACUGGCCCUUAGACACUCCAUCCUCCACAGAGCAGCAACUCAGGUUUGGAGGGACUGUGGAAUGUAAAACCUUCAUGCCCCGAAUCCAGAAGACCCUCACCAGUAGUGGAUCUUUUAGAGCCAAUGAAAAUAUCUAUAUUUUGAAAAAGGAUAUAUGAAAUGUAACUCUAACUAAUCAUCUAAAUCUGCAGCUCGUGGCUACUAAAUGCGUAAAAUAAAUGUACUGGAGUGAUAUAUCUAUAUUUUGAAAUUAUAAAUCUGGUAUUCUCUAUGUUAAUGUUAUCCAAGUAAACACAUUUCAUGUUUAUCAAGGAUUAUAAAAAAAAAUAUUCUUUUGGAGACUAUGAGUGUUUCUCAAUCGCGAGUAAAGCUGCUGCAGAGCCACU